Messenger RNA from Pisolithus orientalis, 990 nucleotides. RefSeq lists its product as uncharacterized. The record is from RefSeq and is a predicted model, not a curated record. The transcript has 8 exons. The coding region runs from base 1 to 840 and encodes 279 amino acids. NCBI's taxonomy places the organism in Eukaryota, Fungi, Basidiomycota, Agaricomycetes, Boletales, Pisolithaceae.
AUGGCUCACGACGAUGAUAGAAUGUGGACAGGCAUGUGGGGAUUAGACAAUCAAGCAUAUACGCUGAUACAAGAUGCUCAACAGAGCAACGGGUCGCCCUUUCUUGCCGCAUCCCAUCUGUCGUUGACGAUUACCGCGUAUCCUCCGGAGCUAUGUACGCUUGUUUGGAAGUCGAGAGAGACAGCGGCGAAAGCCAGUGCUGUUACUAAAGAUUUCUGCGGCGAUUUGUUGACUCAUUUGUUGGAGGCGGACAUCACUAACGAUGAGAAGGUUAAAGAACUCGAGGCUGUCAUCAAACAUUGGCUGGGGAGCGGCGAGAUUGAUUCCCAGAUGGAACAAGACUUUGAUAAUCUCUGCGAUGCACCAGGAGACUUCUCGACCAUCACACGCAAGCGACUGGAAGAUGCACAAGCUGCGGAAAAAGCUCUGAAACCUGAAACUAACGAGCUGAACAAAGAAAUCGCUCGAUGCGAAUCGGGGUCCAGCCGAGGCCCUGGCGGAGUCGGACGCGCCGAAGAUGCGCUGAUGUUGCGACUCGAUGCUCGACUCGAUGCUCUGCGUACAACUCAGUGUGCAAUCGAUAAGAGUACAGCGAUACUGAAGGACGUCGACAACCUGAAAAGUAACACGAGCACCCUUUCCAGUGAACUUACGUGUCUAAACGAUGUUUAUAAUUUGCUCACCAAAGAAUCCCUCGAGUUGGUAGACCUGAUGAACACAGACCCACCGGGCAUGGAUUACAAUCCCAAGGUUUCUGCCUUGCGCAUCACGUAUUCUCCUCUUGGUAUUGCGUUAGACAGUUAUGCAAGAGCUCAAAGGACGCAAUGCAAUGAGCGGUAAGGGCGACACUCGUCCUUAAGCGAUGUUUGAUACGUGGUUUGCCGUAUCUCAACUACGAAGUAUUGAGGAAAUUCACUUCGUAUUCUUACGUAUGUUAUCGAUGAUGCUGUGUAACUGAGAAGAACAAGUAACCCAUCCAAUGGAAUGGAA